Phoenix dactylifera (date palm) is the source of this 2255-nucleotide messenger RNA. RefSeq names its product putative transcription factor KAN2. Lineage: Eukaryota; Viridiplantae; Streptophyta; Magnoliopsida; Arecales; Arecaceae. Gene Ontology annotation, molecular function: transcription cis-regulatory region binding. Gene Ontology annotation, cellular component: nucleus. The record is from RefSeq and is a predicted model, not a curated record. Gene Ontology annotation, biological process: abaxial cell fate specification; regulation of DNA-templated transcription.
ACCUCCUAGAUACACCAUAUCCACCCGGCUAAAGUUGCAGAACCCAAUAGGUCAAGAAAAACACAAAUUAUAUAAAUCUACCCAUCUCAACAGAAGAACUCCUCUCAUUCCGCACACACCCCCCAAGAAAAUAUAUAUGUUCUCUCACAUAAGAAAAGACUAAAGAGGAGGAGAAGAAAAGUUAAACUACAAGAAAGAGAAGAAGAAGAAGGUAUUGAGGAAUCCAAAAUUUGGCAGUGUUCUCUGUGAGUAAUGGAGCUCUUCCCAUCACAGCCAGAUCUAUCACUCCACAUCAGCCCACCAAAUAGCAAUCCCACACCAAGUUGGAGUAAGGCAGAUGAGAACAUGGACUUAGGGUUUUGGCAAAGAGCCAUAGACUCUACCACCACCAACCACCACAGCAUCACCACCCUAUCUAUGGCAAAGGCUGAGAAAACUGCCUUCGAGCUCUCCUUAGCCCAUCCAAGUGUCACAGACUCCACCACCAUGAGUAACAAUCUCCUCCAACUUCCCCCCCCCCACCACCACCCAUUAGUCCAUGAAGGCUACCACCAAGUUCUUGGCUUGACGAGGCCUAUAAGGGGAAUUCCAGUAUACCAACACCAACCUAAUUCCUUCCCUUUAGUCCCACGGCUUCAGCAGCAACACUUGUGUGACUCCUCCUCCACUACUAGUUUCGCUCCCUUUGUGCUGCAAGGCGCAUCGCGAUCAAGAUACCUGCCAUCGAGGUUCCCUUUGAAGCGGAGCAUGAGAGCACCGAGAAUGCGGUGGACAACCACACUCCACGCCCGGUUCAUCCAUGCCGUCGAGCUGUUGGGAGGACAUGAGAGGGCCACACCCAAGUCAGUUCUUGAGCUCAUGGAUGUCAAAGAUCUCACCUUGGCUCAUGUGAAAUCUCACUUGCAGAUGUAUCGGACCAUGAAGAACACUGAUAAACCAGCAGUUUCUCCAGGCCAAUCUGAUGGGUUUGAGAAUGGAUCAACUGGAGAAAGUUCUAUUGACAAUUUGCUUAUCUGCAACAUACGCAGAGCAGAACCAUCAGUACAGCAUGGAAGGCCUUCUACACACCAUGGCACCAAUUACAGUGGUCAAUGGAUCAAUUCUUCCAGCAGGGGAGGCUGGUCUAGUGGUAUGCCAAGCGAUUCAACCACAGGGAGCAUACAUUCCUUCAAGAAGGACAUGCAAUCAAAAAGCAUCGAAAUGUUAUCAGAUGUGAACUCAUCGUGUCUCUCGGAGACAACUAGCCUAAGAGAGCCCAGUCUCGAGUUUACCUUGGGAAGACCACAAUGAUUUAAAGUGCUUGCUCACAACAAGAAUUUAUCAUCUGCCACGAGCAUCCUGUGCCAACUUAAGCAUCACCAAAAGGAGGGAAAGAGAGAAAGACAAGGAGAUUAUUGAGGCAAAAGGCAAGCAGAAGGAAAGAAAGGGUAUGUGUUCAAGUGUGUGCAAGCAUGUCUUCCAUGCCAUCGGUGAGAAAGCCUACGCCUGUGCUCUACAAAGAUAUGGAGUUCAAUUCAUUCAAAAUUCUAUAGAGAGAGAAGGUAGUCUUCUCUUUUUACAGUCAUUAAAGCACAAAAGGCCAGGAUUUUCUUUUCAUUCUCAUGCACGUGCACGUGCUUUGCUUUAUGGUUUUCCAACAAGGGGAAGACAAUGAAGAGACUAAGCACCUACAUAGAUCACAAGGAUGGUUAUGUCUUAUAACAUGAACGAAAUCAUAUUCAGUUCAGCAUUGCAAUUUCACUUGGGAUGAUUCUUAGCAGCCGCAUACCUUAAAAUGAGAGAUAUGAAGUGAUUAUAGUCAUGGUCUCAUUAGGUAAUGUCGCCAAUAUUCAUGCGCAAAUGGCUACAAUAUAAUUUGUCAUCAAUGAUCAAGUCAUGCUUUCUCAGGAUUCAUGGUAUCUUUGAAAUCAAUAAUCCACACUACUCAUCAUCAUAUAUGCCUCUUAGAAGCCACAAAAUUUAACUGCUGAGUUCUUUAUCAUGCCUCCUUACAAUGCAUCUUCAUUUUAGAAGGGAAAAAAGGAAAAAAGUUCUAUUAUACCGUAUAAUGCAUUGGCAAGAAACAUGCAAGACAGUUGUUUUCUAGUUAAUUUGUCGGUAAUUUUACAUGGUAUAGAUCUUGCUUGAUGUGUUGGAAAAUCAAUCCAAGGCUGGUGCCGCAUUUCUCUUGUCAAUGCAUAGCUUUUGUUGUUGAAGUGAUGCCCUAUGUGAGUGCAUGAACUAAUUAAUGGAUGUCAUAUCUGUGAACCAUUCUC